AUGAAGCUCCCUGCCUCCCUGAUCCUCCUUCUUCUCGGCGGUGCCAUCGCGGCUCCCACCGACCUCUCAGGCAAGGAGCCCGAUUAUGAGGUCUGCAAACUACCCCCCGACCACAAGGGCAGGGUUCAUCUCGGACACGAUGGCGUCUUGCGGGAGUUCGACGGUGAGCUGAAGGUCAAGGCCUUCUGGCCUCUCAGCCCCAAGCAGAUCAAGGAGUUCCAUGACCGCUUCCCCAAGGAGGAGCGGGAUAGACUGCACAAGGCGUUUGAGGGCGUCGAUGGCUGGAACGUAAAGGAUAUCGAGAAACUUCUGUAUCCGGACGAGAAAUACUGGCCUAAGUUUGAGGGCCAUGAGAAGGAGAAGAAAGACAAGUGGAGGCGAGGAGGCGGUGAAUGGUGGGAUAAGGACGGGCAUGACGGAAAGGACGGACAUGACGGACAUGAUGAGUAUGACGGGCAUGACGGGUAUGAUGGAAAGGACGGGCAUGAUGGAAAGGACGGGCAUGAUGGACACGAUGGGCAUGAUGGACAUGAGAAGUGGGAAAAGGAGGUGGAACAAAGAGAAAGAGAGGAGCACGAGAAAGCAGAGAGGGAGAGGUAUGAGAAAGAAAGGCAGGAGAAGGAGGCAAGGGAGAGGUGGGAGAAAGAAAAGUACGAACGGGAAGUGAAGGAAAGGGAGAGACAUGAGAAGGAAAGGAUAGAGAAGGAGAAAGCAGAGAGGGAGAGGCAGGAACGAGAGAGGCAAGAGAGGGAGAAAUGGGAACAGGAGAAGGCACGACAAGAGAAGGAGAAGGCUGAACUGGAACGACAAAAGCACGAGAAGGCAGAGCAGGAAGAGAGAGAGAGACAAAAGGAACACAGAGAGAAAGAUUGGGAGAAGCAUGAGAAGGAGGAAAAACAACACGAGCAAUUGGAAAAGGAAGAGAAGGAAAGACAGAAGAAGGAAGAGUGGGAGAAGGAGGAGAAGGAACACAAGGAAAAGGAGAAGGGAGAGUGGAAGAAGGAAGAGGAGCAUGAGAAGAAGGGAGGAUGGCCCGAAUGGCCCAAGUGGCCCAAGAAGGAGGAGCACGACAAGGACUGCUAG
Molecule: messenger RNA, 1083 nt
Organism: Aspergillus pseudonomiae
Lineage: Eukaryota; Fungi; Ascomycota; Eurotiomycetes; Eurotiales; Aspergillaceae
Exons: 2
Coding region: 1-1083 (360 amino acids)
Source: RefSeq, a predicted model, not a curated record